GCUGUGUGUCCCAUUGAAAAGGCGGUCGCACUCCGGACCGUGAGCACUCACUUCAAGCCAGGGAACGUGGAAGGCGCCAGGGGAGGGAGAGCGAGGAAAAAUAAAAGAGAGAGAGAGAAAUUUUUAAAAGGGGGCCGGAGCACGACUGCAAGAAGCGGAGAAGGAGACCUAGCAAGAGAGUGGAGCUCUCCGGGAAGAGAAAGGGGGGACAGGAGGAUAGACAAGGAGAAGCAAGGAGAGAGGAGAGCAGGCAGGCUCCUCACCCGCUUGCCUUUUUUUUUUUUUUUUUUUCUUUUUGCAAGAAGGAGCAGCUAGCGGCAGCCUCACACGCGAGCGCCACGCGAGGCUCCCGAAGCCAACCCGCAAAGGGAGGAGGGGAGGGAGAAGGAGGAGGAGGAGCGGUGGGAGGCGGAGGGAAGACAUUGCCACCUUCCAUUUCCCCCACCCUCGGGAGUCUCCUCUUUUUUUUUCUUUUUCUUUCUUCCUUUCUUUUUUUCUCUUUUUUCUUUUUUUAAAUUUCGCCCCGAACACCUUCUUUUCCGUCCCUUUCCUCUCUUCCUUUGCGUUUGUCCCCGGCGCCUCCGCUUUCCUUCUGCUCCCUCCUCCCCGCGGUACCCCUCCUCUCCAUCCCUCCCUGUCCCGGCUUCCACAUCUCUGGCGGCCCAUGGAGAGCCCCUCCAAGAUGGAAAGCACCGGGGUCAGCCAGCAGCCUCCGCCGCCGCCGCCGCCGCCGCCGCAGCCCCAGGCGCAGCCGCCCCAAUCUCAGCCGCCCCAGCCGUUCUUGCAGCCCGCCGCCUGCUUCUUCGCGGCUGCAGCGGCGGCGGCGGCGGCAGCGGCGGCGGCGGCCGCCCAGAGCGCGCAGCAGCAGCCGCCGCCACCGCCGCAGCAACAGCAGCCGCAGCCCCCGCCGCCGCCGCAGCAGCUGAGCCCGGCCGACGGCCAAGCCUCGGGGGGCGGUCACAAGUCAGCGCCAAAGCAAGUGAAACGGCCGCGCUCCUCGUCGCCCGAGCUGAUGCGCUGCAAGCGGCGCCUCAACUUCAGCGGCUUCGGCUACAGCCUGCCCCAGCAGCAGCCGGCCGCCGUGGCCCGGCGCAACGAGCGCGAGCGCAACCGCGUCAAGCUGGUCAACCUGGGCUUCGCCACGCUGCGGGAGCACGUCCCCAACGGCGCGGCCAACAAGAAGAUGAGCAAGGUCGAGACUCUGCGCUCGGCCGUCGAGUACAUCCGCGCCCUGCAGCAGCUCCUGGACGAGCACGACGCCGUGAGCGCUGCCUUCCAGGCGGGCGUCCUGUCGCCCACCAUCUCUCCCAACUACUCCAACGACUUGAACUCAAUGGCCGGCUCCCCGGUCUCGUCCUACUCGUCCGACGAGGGCUCCUACGACCCACUCAGUCCAGAGGAACAAGAACUUCUGGACUUUACAAACUGGUUCUGAACGCCUUCUGCAGCCCAGGCCCGAGGGAAAGCCAACUUUUGGAGCAGGGUGACCGGAGAGAACCUGCCUCUUUAGCAUUUUAUUUUCUCCGCCAGAGACACUGGGAGGAAGAAGACGAAAUCGGCUCCCCUUCCCCCAAACAGACAAAAAACAAAAAAACAAAAACAAAAAAACACCAUGCCUAAAGUUGCGUGUCUCCAACCCCCCAAGAUGCCCCGAAGUACGGCUCGGCACUACGCUAGUAUCUUUGCACCGCGAUUCCUGAAGAGGAGGAUGAACAUUGACUUAAGGGCCUCUGUUGUGGGGGGCGGGGUUGUGGGCAGAGAAGCCUAUGAGCGGCCCAGUGGCAAUGGAGUCAGAAGGGGGGGAGGGGAGAUAGCACAUGUUUAUCGUAUACAUAUGAACGCUAACAUACAAGCCUAGAGCCUAAAACACCCCCUCCCAACUACGCCCCCGUCCCAGACCCCGAACUCCAAACCCAUCACCCAAAGUACACUUCUUAAUCCUUCAAGAACGGAUGCCGGUGGUCCUUCCUCUUUGACUCACUAUGGACCUACAUUUACUUCCCCCAUCAAUUUGUCUGCAAUGAAACUAUGCUGUAUUCAAAGAGUCCUUUGAAAUCACCCUCUCCCAGUCCUCCCUUCCCCCUCCUGACUCAGACCUCCCCCCCCCUUCUUCUUUCCUUGACAUCUUUUCUACCGUAUUCAUCUUAAAAUGCUUCCAAUCUUUUGUGAAUUUUUUUUUUUAUUAUGAGAAAAUCUAUUUGUAUCUAUCCUAACCAGUUUGGGGAUAUAUUAAGAUAUUUUUGUAUAUAAGAGAGAAAGAGAGAGAGAAAAGAGAUUUAUAGAAGUUUUGUACAAAUGUUUUAAAAUGUGUAUAUCUUGAUACCUUAAUAUGUGAUGCUUAUUACCUCUGCCUGUUUUAGAUAAGUAGUCACCACCACAACUGCCAUCUUUUGUAUAUGGUUGUGUAAAGGACCUCCUUACAGGUGGGAUGGAGAGGCUGCCGGAUGUACUUUAGCACCAAUGUGUCUUACUUUAUAGAAACUUUGUUAAUGUAUUAAUAAUGUUAAACCCUGUCGGAGGAGGGGACGAAGUUUAUGCAGCUAUUGUCCAAACGCAAAAAAAAAAAAAAAAAAAAAAAAAAAAAUGGUAGCCAUUGGUUUUCCUAUUGCUGCCUUGUUUUGGGAGAACUUAAGACCACUGCCUAUUUUUCUUACUGUUUUAUUACAAACUUACAAAGUUCCUGUAUAACCCUGUUUUAUACAAACUAGUUUCGUAAUAAAACUUUUUGGUUUUGUUUUUGUUUUUUUA
Sarcophilus harrisii (Tasmanian devil) is the source of this 2748-nucleotide messenger RNA. It is a transcript of the gene ASCL1, whose product is annotated as achaete-scute family bHLH transcription factor 1. The transcript is spliced from 2 exons. The record is from RefSeq and is a predicted model, not a curated record. Gene Ontology annotation, cellular component: RNA polymerase II transcription regulator complex. NCBI's taxonomy places the organism in Eukaryota, Metazoa, Chordata, Mammalia, Dasyuromorphia, Dasyuridae. Gene Ontology annotation, molecular function: RNA polymerase II transcription regulatory region sequence-specific DNA binding; DNA-binding transcription factor activity, RNA polymerase II-specific; protein dimerization activity. The coding region runs from base 665 to 1435 and encodes 256 amino acids. Gene Ontology annotation, biological process: positive regulation of transcription by RNA polymerase II; regulation of neurogenesis; sensory organ development.